Messenger RNA from Nilaparvata lugens (brown planthopper), 3742 nucleotides. RefSeq names its product RNA exonuclease 3. The record is from RefSeq and is a predicted model, not a curated record. The transcript is spliced from 2 exons. Gene Ontology annotation, cellular component: nucleus. NCBI's taxonomy places the organism in Eukaryota, Metazoa, Arthropoda, Insecta, Hemiptera, Delphacidae. The coding region runs from base 16 to 1734 and encodes 572 amino acids. Gene Ontology annotation, molecular function: protein binding; exonuclease activity; nucleic acid binding.
UAUUCCAAUUUCAUCAUGAAGCUUGGUUUUUUGUUGCAUUAUUUACUCAUUUGUACCAUUCCAAUUUUAUCAGGAAGCUUAGAGGGUGAGCAGAGUGCAAGCGGCAAGCAAGUGCACGCGCAAACGCAGGACGUGCAGCACGCGAACGGCGCGGGCAACGCGCGUCGCAAACAGCACAAGCAGCAGCAGCAACAGAUGCGCAACUCGGGCGGCGCAAGCAAACAGCCAACGAACUUCUCGCAUCCCUUGCUUAUGACGCAACUCAAGGGACAUGGCGGCGCUGUGCUCGACAUGGACUUCAGCCCGAAUGGCAGAUUCCUGGCCCACCUGUACGGUGCCAGCAGCGGCACAUCAAGUGGAAGUGAGGGGAACAAGGAGAACACCCCCUCCAAGACGGUUGGACUCUCCAGGCGUCAGAAGAAGAAUUAUCGCGGACGCCGUGAGGACAGCUCCUCACCCGGCACUACAGUGAAGAAGAAAUCUGUCACCAGUGGUCGACUCACCAAAAGUUUGCUCAACCACGACAUCAACAAACAGUAUGCCAAGCUUUGUUGGAAGGGCGUUUCCGGUGGGGACAUGUCAAUCAUUCAUCACUUGAAGAAGCAUGUCCUAAACCCCGAUGACCUCCUCUGGAUGGGAUACCCGGUGGAAAGCUCCACGUAUCCAGGCCACGCCAUCGUAUACAAACCAUCCUUGGACUACUCCAAGACCAUCCACAACACUCACCACUACAACAGGAGCAAAAGUCCAAUGAAGACAGCGGCCAGUGAGCAGUCCGAUCAACCCAUCAUGGGGUUUGAUGUGAACACAAGGGAAUUCGUGCCCAAAGUCGUCAACUAUGGGACAACACUUAUCAAACGGAACUCAGACCCAGACUUCAAGGCACAGAUUCCUGCAGCAACAUCCCCGAAGAAGAUGUGUGCCAAUGAGUGCCAAGCAGCAAGGAAGUGUGUCAGGUGUGGGAAGGAGUACUUUGUCUCUCAAGAUGGCAGCUAUUUGACCACAGAACAAUGUGUCUAUCACUGGGGCAAACUGCGGACUCAGUUCGAUCGCAACUCUUUAUAUGAGUGUUGCAAGGGGGAGCAAAAUACGAAAGGCUGCACCACGGGGAAACUACAUGUAUGGAAUGGGCUACAUGAGAACUGUUUCAAUCCUCUGCCUGGUUUCGUUAAGACUCGGCCCAGGAAGACACCUCUCCCGGAAAGUCUAGGUCUCAGUGUAUAUGCCAUCGACUGUGAGAUGUGCUACACCACACAAGGAUUUGAACUGGCAAGGAUCACCGUGGUGAGUUCUGAUGGGAGACUUGUGUAUGAUACCUAUGUCAGACCUGAGAACGAGGUAGUCGACUACAACACCCGCUUCUCCGGAAUCACGGCCAAUGAGAUCAACAAGCAGGGCGCGUCCAAGGUUCUCCGAGAGGUCCAGAACGAUUUGAUGGGUUUCAUCUACGCGGACACGAUCCUCAUUGGACAUGGCGUGGAGAACGAUCUAAUUGCUCUAAAAAUGAUACAUACUACGAUCAUUGACACUGCGUAUGUGUUCCCGCACUUCUUCGGAUUGCCUUAUAAGCGUUCGCUGAAGUCACUAGUGAAGUUCUGCCUGAAGCGUGAAAUUCAGAUGGAAGCGACUGGUCACGACAGCUUCGAGGAUGCCCGUUCGUGUCUCGAGCUGAUGCUGUGGAAAUUGCAAGAGGACCACGCCCAAUCGUCCGUCUUGUCGGCCAAUAGACUGUGAUAACUAACUUACUCUACUGCCAAACAUUGGGACAAUUCACUGCUCUUCAUCAUCCCACAUUUAAUUCCCUCUUGUGAUAAUCAACUAUUCCAAUUGUUUCUCCAACAUAUCACAUCAGUUUCACCUGUGUAUACUAAAAAAAAACAAUUCGACUGAAAAACUGUGUACAAGGUGGAACUAGUACUGAAGUCAUGUAAAAAUUACAACUAUAUAUCAUCAAUGUGCCUUUUCAGUUUCACUGUGACUUAGACUGUAAUCAUGUUAGAAUAAUAACUUCCAUUUUACUAUUAUUACAAUCAUAGUAAUGACAAAAUAUUGUCAAUACAAGUCGAUUCAUUGUUUUACUGUUACAAUCGUAAAAAUGACUUGAACUGACAAGAUUGUCACUCGUCGAAUCAUUUCACUGAAAUUGGCAAAAUAUUGUCAAUACAAGUUGAAUCAUUUCAUUGUUACAUUGACAAAUCAUUGUCAAUACAAGUCUAUUCAUUAUUUCUAUGACUAAAACUAUUGACAGAACUUUGCAGUUACAUUAUCGAGUGACAUGUUUGAAUAAUUGAAACCAGGAAUGAUGUUGAUAUUAAACCACGACUAUGGUCAAUUUCUUUCAACUUUCAAAACACACACUUGUAUCUUGGUACGAUUGUGUUUUUUAUAAGCUUAAACCUAAUCGAUUGUAGUCGAUGUAUAAUCUUAACAGUCUGCUAGGUUAGGAUUUUUCAAUUUUUGUACUAGGAAUCUUGUGUCACAAAUUGUAGCACAAUUUGCUCCUACAAAUCCAUCCAGUUUUGUAAUAAUUUCUCACUACUUUUGAUAAUUGUAGUGAUAUAUUGACUGAAUUUCAUUGUUCUAUCAUACAGCCAGACCAAAUAAUAUCGCACACUUUUCCAUUUUUCCUUUCAUAUUACUUAAUUUGUGUCGAUAUCUUAUUGAAAUUCACAAUCAUUACCACCAGAUUUACGUUGUGAUGAACGUUUUCUAUGAAUGAAUGUAGUUCCUAUGUAAUUGAAUAAGACUUGAUUGUUAUUGUCGGGUAGAAAUAUUUUGGUAAUAAUACUUUUCGUGUAUGAUACUGCUAUCUUACAAUGUAUUUAAUAUUUAUAAAUAUUAUUCAAAUUUUGAAUUACUGGGAAUAUUGCUUCGUAUUCCAUGACAUUCUGAAUAAUAUCCAUGUGGACGAAAUAUUGGUUACAGAACAGAGUAUUUAUUCAAAUAUUAGUGACUAGAAUUUUGUCUGACUUAUAAUAUUUGAAAUAAUCUAAUACUUCCAAUACCAGUCCAAUUAUUUCUACAAUCUACUUAUAAAAUAAUUUUAGAUAUAAGAAGCGUAUAUUUUUAAUGUUAAUCGAAUGAACAAAUUGAUUAAUCUAAUUGAAUUUGGUAAUUAAACUUUGGGUUUCCCAAAACUAAUGUCAGUAGGCUGUAACUAAACUCAUGAUAUAAUUUUGGUGUGUGUUAAUUUUAUGUAGGAUUCAAGAAUAUCGCAAGAUGAUCUCAUGAUAAAAACUUGAAAAUAAACGAAUAUAUUCUUAAAUCUUAUGUAGUAUCCACGAGUUUUAAUUUUCAUAAUAAUGGAUGGCUUUAUCGAGACAUAAAAUUUUAUCCAUUAGAGUAAAAUAAUCAUAAUAUUGUGUAAUUUGUAAACUAAAUAAUGUGUAGUCAUUCAAUUAUGAUUCUAAACUUUCUUAUUCAUUAUUUUCUAAGUUAUUGAUAUUGUUUGUAGAUUAAGUUUUGUAUUGUUUUUCUAUUACUGUUAGUCUGUUCUACCAAUAAUUGAUGUAUUGCAGCAAGUAAUUAACUUGAAUCAUACAAUAUUCGAAAGUAUUAUUAUCAAGAUGAGCCCUGUUUUUGUUUACAAGUGUUGUAUUAUUUUGAUCGUCUUUUCUACUGUCAAUGUAUCAACAAAUUUUUGAUAAAAAAUGUCGAAAACUGAUUGUGAUGAUAUAGGGAACAAUCGAAUUGAUAUGUGAGGAUGACUAUUAAAAUUGAAAUGUUCUAUGAGGUGCAAAAA